AUGCUGGGGUCGGGAUAUUUUCAAUAUUUUCCUAUCUAUCUAUCUAUCUAUCUAUCUAUCUAUCUAUCUAUCUAUGUUUAUUCCUAUGUCAAUAUCUAUCUAUCUCUCUGCCUAUCUGUUUAUCUAUCUGUGUUUGUCCCUGUGUUCAUAUCUAUCUAUCUAUCUAUCUAUCUAUCUAUCUAUCUAUCUAUCUAUCUAUCUAUCUCUGUUUAUCCCUAUGUUCAUAUCUAUCUAUCUAUCUAUCUAUCUAUCUAUCUAUCUAUCUAUCUGUGUUUUUCCUUAUGUUCAUAUCUAUCUAUAUAUCUAUCUAUCUACCUAUCUAUCUGUCUAUCUGUGUUUGUCCCUAUGUUCAUAUCUAUCUAUCUAUCUAUCUAUCUAUCUAUCUAUCUAUCUAUCUAUCUAUCUGUGUUUAUUCCUAUGUCCAUAUAUAUCUGUCUCUCUGUCUAUUUGUUUAUCUAUCUGUGUUUGUCCCUAUGUUCAUAUCUAUCUAUCUAUCUAUCUAUCUAUCUAUCUAUCUAUCUAUCUAUCUAUCUCUGUUUAUCCCUAUGUUCAUAUCUAUCUAUCUAUCUAUCUAUCUAUCUUCUCUUCAUAUAUAUCUCUGUAUCUAUCCCAAUCUCUUCAUAUCUCUCUCUAAAUCUCUCUCUCUCGAUCUAUCUAUCUAUCUAUCUAUCUAUCUAUCUAUCUAUCUAUCUAUCUCAGCUUGUUCCUACCUAUCUAUCUGUCUAUUCCAGUCUAAUGAUAUCUAUCUAUUUCAGAAGAUAUCUAUCUUUCCCGGAGUGUUCAUAUCUAUCUAUCGAUUUCUCUAUUUAUCUAUCUACGAAUGCCAGUCUUAAUUAUCUAUCUAUCUAUCUAUCUAUCUAUCUAUCUAUCUAUCUAUCUAUCUAUCUAUCUGUCUUAUCUAUGUCUUUUCCUAUCAAUCUAUGGAUCUAUCCCAAUCUCUUCAUCUUUCUCUCUCUCUCUCUCUCUCUCUCUAUUUAUCUAUCUAUCUAUCUAUCUAUCUAUCUAUCUAUCUAUCUAUCUAUCUCAGUUUGUUUAUAUCUAUCUAUCUGUCUAUCGCAUUCUAAGUGUUCCUAUCUAUCUAUCUAUCUAUCUAUCUAUCUAUCUAUCUAUCUAUCUAUCUAUCUAUCCCAUUCUGUUGAUAUCUAUGUACUUAUCCCAGUCUGUAAAUAUCUAUCUAUCCCAGUCUAUAGAUAUCUAUCUAUUCCUAUACUGUUGAUAUCUAUCUAUCCUAAUCUGUUGAUAUCUAUCAGUUUAUCACGGUCUGUUGCUAUCUAUGUCAGUAUAAUUCUAUCUAUCUAUCUAUCUAUCUAUUGCAGUUUAAUUAUAUCUGUCUUCUAUCCAACCCUGUUGGUUCAUAUAUAUAUCCAUGUCGGUUCAUACCUAUCUAUCUAUCUAUCCAUCUAUCUAUCUAUCUAUCUAUCUAUCUAUCUAUCUAUCUAUCUAUCUAUCUCAGUCUAUUCACAUCUAUCUAUCUAUCUAUCUAUCUAUCUAUCUAUCUAUCUAUCUCAGUCUAUUCACAUCUAUCUAUCUAUCUAUCUAUCUAUCUAUCUCAGUCUAUUCACAUCUAUCUAUCUAUCUAUCUAUCUAUCUAUCUAUCUAUUCCAUCUCUAUCUAUCUAUCUAUCUAUCUAUCUAUCUAUCUAUCUAUCUAUCUCAGUCUAUUCACAUCUAUCUAUCUAUCUAUCUAUCUAUCUAUCUAUCUAUCUAUCUAUCUAUGUCAUCUGUUCAUAUCUAUCUAUCUUUGUCUAUUGAUUAUCUAUCUAUCUAUCUAUCUAUCUAUUUAUCUAUCUAUCUAUCUAAGUAUAUCUGUUCUUAUAUGUCUGUCUAUCUAUCUAUCUAUCUAUCUAUCUAUCUAUCUAUCUAUACAGACUGUUCAUGUAUAUCAAUCUAUCUCAAUUUGUUCACAUCUAUCUAUGACAAUCUGUUCACAUCUAUCUAUCUAUCUAUCUAUCUAUCUAUCUAUCAUUAUAUAUACAUAUAUAUUUGUUCACAUCUAUGGCAAUAUGUUCACAUCUAUCUAUCUAUCUAUCUAUCUAUCUAUCUAUCUAUCUAUCUAUCUUGA
Molecule: messenger RNA, 2061 nt
Organism: Acanthosepion pharaonis
Lineage: Eukaryota; Metazoa; Mollusca; Cephalopoda; Sepiida; Sepiidae
Source: the annotation of a GenBank genome assembly